AUGGCUGAUCUUAUUGAGAAACUCUCUGCAGCCAGGUGGAAUGAUCGCAUAGAAGCUCUGGAGAGAAUUGAUUCCAGACUACGGAAUAGUGUUUGUACACAAAUGGAAGCAUCGGACCUAGUAAAUGCUGUUACCAAUACCAUGGCGUCGGACAAACACCCUAAAGUUAUAAUGACGGCUGCGAAUAUGAUUGCACGUUCUGCUACUGCGAUGAAACGAGAUUUCGCACCAUUUUCCAAACAGACCUUGAAUGCAUGUCUUGUAGGAUUUCGCACAAAACAACCUGCAAUAUUAUCUGCUCUUCGGAAUGCGGCUGAUGCUUCGGUUGCUACUAUGUCUAUUGACACACUUACUGAGGCGGUCAUUGCAAGCCUAGGGGAGAAGUCUGCUAAUCCUACCUCCAAGGAGGAGGCAAUGGGUGUUCUAAAUCGAGCUCUUCAAGCCUCCCUAGAUUCUUCUAAUCCACCUCCUACUUCAUCUCGUCGAGCUAUCUUCAAGCACAUCCUUUCUUCCCUUGUCCCCAACUUGGAAGAUCGGACAGAUACUGUGCGAGAUGCUGCAUACAGUACCCUCGCGUCUGCUCGCCGCUUUCUCGCUGAUGAGGCUACCUAUGCUCGAAUCGCCGCGAAAGACAUUGAUGAUUCAAAAAAGGCCCGAAUCGAUCAGGCCUAUCAGAAGUUGUCAACGGUGGUUAAAAAAGUUGUCAGACCUACAAAACCUCCCCCGGCUGAGCCUCAAGAAUUAGAUGAUCUUUCAGGAAAAGCUGCUCCUUCUAAAAAACCUCCAAAUGCGACACCUUUGGUGGGUCCCUCUCAAACAAGGAAGUUGAAAACGGGCGCUAAAGGAGCCCCUCAAUCACUUCCGGUAAACUCAAAUUUCACCUCUGAGUUGCACAUGUCCGAUGAUGAGGUUAGGGAUAUGCUCUUUAAAUGGUCCAUUCCUGAGCCAAUAAUCAAUAAUCUGACAUCGACAAAUUGGAAAGAGAGGCUUGAGUCGAUCGAUCGUAUAUAUUCAGCAGUUUCCUCUGCGCCUCCAAUUGAUAACCCCGCGUUUACUCAAUCUCUUAUCAGAUUUCUCCUCCGCCCUCCUGGGUUUAAAGAGACAAAUGUUCAGGUUAAAUGUCGCUUGCUUGAGACUCUGGCAUCUCUGAUGCGAAAUUCCAAAGAAGCUUCUUUGUGCGAAUCUCUGUUUGAGCAUCUGUCGACGAGUUUUGUGGGAAUGAUAUGCACACCGAAACUGAUCGCUUCGUGCGAAGCGUGUUUCCAGGGUCUGGAACAGUGUUGUGGAUUGGCUGUGCUUGGUGAUGCUCUCCUGAGAAUAGCUUCAACUGCAAAAGUGCCCAAAUCGGCAGAGCAUACUGUCCUCUGGCUUUCGAAGGCUCUUGAACGAGCGUCCAACUUCUGUAUAAACUAUCAGCAGACUAUAAAGCGAAUCAAGGAAGGUUUUCAGAACGGCUCAGGUCAGGUUCGACAUGCCUACAUAACUCUCUCCGGUGUUAUUUUCUACUGCCUAACCCAUGGAGGCAACAGCAAUAAUUAUCCUCCAGUUGGAGCCUUCAAAGCCGAACUUGAAAACUCAGCCAAUUCGGCGAUUCUUAGACUCCUUCAAGAGGAAUUUAAGAAACGAGAAUGUGUGAUGGCAAACGCCUAUACGACACCGAGACUUGCCAACAAACGACAGCCCGUUUCUCCUCUACCAUACGAUCAGGAAACUCCCCCCAAAAAUCCCAGAAGGGUUACUACUGUGUUGUCUAGCCCUUCCGAGACACUACAGCAAUCUCUGGCUCGUGAGAAUCAGAAAUCUCCACCAAUUCGUGGAGGUGGGAGUUACACUCUUGAGAGCGAAAAUUCACCUUUCGGAUUGUCGACUACAUUUUCCGCUGUAUCGGUUCCACUCUUGACAGCGGAUUUUAAGGCCAAGAAAACUCGGCUAGCUCAGCUGUCUACGGGGACAUUGCAUCCCUCACGCAAGCGUUUGGAAUGCGACUUUCUCGACGCAGGAGUGCAUGAGAACUUACGCCGUCUGCUCUCCUUUUGGGAUUCGAAUCCUGCCAAAAUCAAAGAGAUUCUUGGGCUUUUGACUCAACUUCUUCUCCAUCCCACGCCAUCUCGUAAGAGGGCCAUGGACACUGGCCAACAUCAUCCCCUCUCGGACACUCAUGCCAAUAUCGAUUUGAUUUUCCAUUGGAUGGCUGAGUCCUGUUUUUCAACUGACAAACUGGACUUAGAUGUCGUUGCUCAGUCAAUUGACUAUCUGGAUGAAUUAAUUUCCCGGCUUGCCAACGCUAAGAUGACCCUGAUGCCUAUUGAAGUGCGUAUCUUGUUACCAAUACCACUGCUCGCCUCCCACGUGCUCGAACGAUAUUUCUGCCAAUCAAAAGAGCAUAGCAGUCGCCUGGCUAACCUCCUUCUCAAUUUCUGUCAUGUACUUCCAGCUAAUGAGGUCUAUACUACUGUUAUGGAUGCUAUCAGUACUAUCACAGAGACUAUGAUUCUCAAUGAACUCUUCGUAGUUCUGAAGCUCCUAUUCUCGCGAUUUCAGAAUCUUUUGGACCCUUCAGUUGCUGAUAUUAAGGCAAUUGCUCAGUAUGUAGGCUCUUCAGAUAGGCAGGUGAAUCGUUCUGCUCUGGAAUGUCUGAAACUCGUUCGUGGAACCUACACGAUUGAACAAAUCUCAACAAUGGCUGGAAACCUAACCGAUAGAGACAGAGCAUUUUUGGAAGAUGCGUUGAACCAAGACGUCUCAGCACAGAGCUUCCACACUCCGAUGAGACCUAAAGCAGUGCCGUAUCCUGAUAACACUCAAAAUGCCUCUUACACAAAUAAUCCAAGCAUUCUUGUGUCCAUUUCCCGCAGUCAGAUCCAAGAAGAUGGUGAGAGUUUUCUGAAGACAGCAAGACAGUGGAUUGUUGAUGUGCUUUUGCAGGACGAUAGAGCAAAGGAAUGUGAAAUGGUCACCUUCCUCAUAUCGAAACUCCUCUCAACUCCACUUCAUGAUGGAGAACCAAGUGCCCUCGAUGAUGCCUUCUUAGCUCUCUCUCAUCUCGACUUUCUACACCAUUCAACUGCUACUCGUGAUCUGCUUCUGCCACAAGCACCAGAGCUAUUUGAAUCCUUAGGCAUACAAAUGGAUCUCAUUGCGUCUGGAAGGAUUCCUCCAUUCGCUUACUCCUCCGAGCGGGCUGGUCGUUUUGUUCGAGCAACCGUCGGUCUUGUUAUCAAUAUUUUCCGAGCGGGUUUUCUGACUCGCAAUCUCACAGCAAACAGUCUCUUCUGUCUAAUUGGUGGACUUCUGCAUCUUCACAGUACUUUCAAGCGAAUUCGGAUUGGUGAAUGGGAGUCUCUGAUCCUCAAGAAUUCUCUUCUUUUCCUGCUUUUGGACAUGGAUGUUGCGCAGUCUCUGGAAGGGGACAUUUUCGACUCCCUCUCAUUUAUUCAUGAAAAACUUGUUGCUGAGAGUAUUACUACUUAUAUCCAAGUCCUCACAAGCCUCAUAAGCACUGUUUGGAAUACUAACGAGGAAUUGGAAAAAUCCCCGGUAAAUCGAUCCUGGCUACUCAAAAACAAUACCCUUCUGCAUUUGUUUGAUCUCACUGUGAAAGAGGUAGCAAAAAACAAAGAUAAAUUGAACACCACAGAAAUUGUGAGUUGUUUGGAGGGCACCUUCUCUCGUCGGCCACAGCAAUCGAAUGAUGAAGCGGGUGCCGCGUUAAUCGCUUUCGCCCUGCAACGACUCUCCGUUUGA
This is a messenger RNA of Rodentolepis nana, 3744 nucleotides long. NCBI's taxonomy places the organism in Eukaryota, Metazoa, Platyhelminthes, Cestoda, Cyclophyllidea, Hymenolepididae. The record is from the annotation of a GenBank genome assembly.